AUGGCGAUAGAUGACUGGAUGAAAUUGGCUAUGGCAGACGACUCUGUCGUUGCCGACCUUCUCGUUAAGAUAAAGCACUCUGAAGGCAAAUCGCUUUUGACGUUGCCGACGCCCGCCAAUUCUUCUAGGAAGAAGGACGAGGUAUUGGACGAGACGGAGGAGGAUUCUACCAGAUGCAGCCCUACGACUCCGCUUUCUUGGAACGGAAGCGGCGCUUCCCCUUCCUCCGCCGCCGACGGUUUUGACGACUCUAGAAGCCCUACUCACAACAACACCACCAGAUCCAAGGCUACUGCUACAAGUGAAUAUACAAGCAACUCUGCAUCCAACAAGAAGUGUAGAAGGAGAAAGACGUUUUCUCAACUUCAAGAAGAGGAAAGCUCCCUGCUCCAGGAAAAAAUAUAUUUAACAAAGGAGAUUGCAAAUGUCAGUGCAUCUUGUAAGGCACAGAGAGCUAGAAACGAAAGCCUAAAGAGAAUGAAGCUUGACUUGGGUUCAGCACCUGAUGGAUUGCCGCAUCCAAAUUCUGACCAACCCAAAUGGACGGCGAUAACUUCCAGUGCCGCUCAAGGUGAUACUGAUACUCUUCCGCAACCACAAACAGCAGAAUCAGCCAGGAGUGUUUUCUUGGUACCAGAUCUAAAUAUGAUGCCGUCCGAGGAUGAUUCUUACAUGGACAUCGAACGCGGGAUGAGUUGAGAAAUGCCACCACGACAACAGUUCAUCCUCCAUCAUGCUGGACUCCCGAAUGUUUGAACAAGCUGAGAAACUCCCUGUUUGAACAAUUGUGGAACACUGUACAGGCCAAUAGUUUUUGUGAGGCUCUAAAUAAUAGCAAAAAUUAGAAAGGAAGUCUUGAAUGGGACAAACAAACUUGAUCCGUCUGCCAGCUCUACUGAAGGAAGAAGUGGCAGUCAUGAAUUAAGUUGUUUUUUUUUUUUAUAAUUCUUUUUUUCUUUGUUAGUUUUAGAAUUAGAGGGCUAUAUAGGUGAUGCUUAAGUAACAAGUUCCUUUAUUACUAAAUUUCAUAUGGGGUAUCUGACCUCUUUGCAUUUGAAAUUUCAAAACAUUUCAACCAUAUAAAAUGUAUCAUUCUUUGUAGGUCAAAUAUUUCGGUUUUAUUCGAUGGAUACACUUAAAUUAUCCAA
Molecule: messenger RNA, 1148 nt
Organism: Arachis duranensis
Lineage: Eukaryota; Viridiplantae; Streptophyta; Magnoliopsida; Fabales; Fabaceae
Exons: 5
Coding region: 1-699 (232 amino acids)
Source: RefSeq, a predicted model, not a curated record